GUGCGAGCACGAGGAUAACCCCCGGUAACAUACGGAAUCUUCUGGGUCGUGUUUCUCUCUUUCUUUUCUUAUUCUCGAAGUUUUCACCCGAGGCAAACAGUUCAAAGGGGAGAUCUCUUCUCAAAUUUGAAUUAGCUUCGUAAACGACUGCAAGAGAGAACAAAAUUAGCGUUCUGGGUCUGCAAUGUCUUCUCCUGCCGAAUUUUAUAAAUCUCUUCCACCCAUAACCAAGGCUUAUGGGACCGCGUGUCUGUUGAUGACUACGGCCUACCAGAUUGGGCUUUGUAAUCCUCUAUAUAUUGCAUUAGAAUAUAAACUAGUAUUCUCACAUUUUCAGGUGUGGAGGCUGAUCACAAACUUCUUUUUCCUUGGCGGUUUCUCUAUCAAUUUUGGAAUCCGCCUUUUGAUGAUAGCUAGAUAUGGAGUUCAGCUUGAGAAGGGACCAUUUGAGAGGCGGACAGCAGAUUUCUUGUGGAUGAUGAUAUUUGGAGCUUUUUCAUUAUUGGCAUUAGCAGCCAUCCCCUUCCUUUGGACCCCUUUAUUGGGAAUAUCACUUGUGUUCAUGCUUCUCUAUGUCUGGAGUAGAGAAUUUCCAAAUGCCCAAAUCAACAUAUAUGGCCUUGUGUCUCUUAAGGCAUUUUAUCUACCAUGGGCGAUGCUUGCUUUGGAUGUUAUUUUUGGUUCAAAAAUUUUGCCAGAUCUGCUGGGAAUCAUUGCAGGGCAUCUGUAUUACUUCUUGACCGUGUUGCAUCCACUUGCUGGUGGGAAAAUAAUGCUAAAGACUCCAAUGUGGGUACAUAAACUAGUUGCAAGGUGGCGGAUAGGAGCUCAGCCAAUUACUCAUGCUCAGCCAGAAAGGACAACUGGUGCUGCUUUCAGAGGGAGGUCCUAUCGACUAAAUGAUUAGUUCUCGUUUACUUUUUUCUUUAAUGACACACUAACAAGGGGGUUCCGGCAAGAGUCGUGACAAUAGCAUUCAAAUGUUGUUCAGUGUGAAUUUCAAUUCUCAAGGAGAUUUAUUUUGUAGAACAGAAAUAAAAACAUGCCAAGUAAUACUUGUUCAACACGUUUGGAAUUAUUUAAUUUCCAAUUCAUUCCCAUUGUGUACGUGUCAUAGCAAGGCUUUUAGGAUAAGGGGACUUGCUCAAUCUUGAAUCAGUAUUUGUUGAUUUUUAUUGUUACGUUAUCUCAAUUGUAUUGCAGUCUAUUAAAUAAUAGUAGUUUACAACCUUUUAAUGUGCAA
This is a messenger RNA of Alnus glutinosa, 1243 nucleotides long. RefSeq names its product derlin-1. Lineage: Eukaryota; Viridiplantae; Streptophyta; Magnoliopsida; Fagales; Betulaceae. The coding region runs from base 185 to 907 and encodes 240 amino acids. The transcript has 7 exons. Gene Ontology annotation, molecular function: ubiquitin-specific protease binding; misfolded protein binding. Gene Ontology annotation, biological process: endoplasmic reticulum unfolded protein response. The record is from RefSeq and is a predicted model, not a curated record. Gene Ontology annotation, cellular component: Hrd1p ubiquitin ligase ERAD-L complex; endoplasmic reticulum membrane.